This is a messenger RNA of Alosa alosa (allis shad), 14035 nucleotides long. RefSeq names its product dynein, axonemal, heavy chain 2 (gene dnah2). Gene Ontology annotation, cellular component: dynein complex. NCBI's taxonomy places the organism in Eukaryota, Metazoa, Chordata, Actinopteri, Clupeiformes, Clupeidae. Gene Ontology annotation, molecular function: ATP binding; dynein intermediate chain binding; ATP hydrolysis activity. Gene Ontology annotation, biological process: microtubule-based movement. The record is from RefSeq and is a predicted model, not a curated record.
UGCAAAGUUGUCAGGAAGCUAACGUUAACGUUAACUAGUUAGCUGUCCUUAUCAAACUUAAACAGUGGCUUUUGAAAUACAGCUGUUUUUAAACCAACUCGGUCGGAAAAGCCGACUGAAACGGGAAUGUAUUUGGAAUCGACGGGAACAGUCAAAAUGUAAAGAUAAAGUGAGACUGACGUCCUGGCCUUCGCCUCCAGACCUUCAAUUGAGUCAUCUGGCCGUUCUCCCAGUGUAUGCAGUAUAACACUGCUUGUUUUUUGGAAACGGUGCUGGCCAGCAUUGUGGGAAGAAUAGCGUAGGCAGCUUGCUGCUUGCUGGCAUCGCUAUGGCCGAUGCGGAGACCCCUCGCUCAGGGGGAAAGGGCUCGUCCAAGUCAAAGCGUUCCAGCUCAGGGAAGGGACGCAAGGGAAAGGCUGUAAGCUCCACGCCAGCGGCUCAGGUGGUGCCCACACCACAGCCACUGAAUGAAGAAGACCUGGGCAGCACAGACAAAGCUGGAGCAGGCGGUGACAGCACGGCCUCGGCUGGUUCAGAAGAGGCUGUGGACGCCUACGCCACGGCCCUGAGAGAUCUGUUCAAAAGGCGCGUUGCACUACCUGGUGUGACGGAGGCCUCCUGGAAGGACGAGCACAGCGAGGAGAUUGACUUGUUCAUCGCCAACAACACCUUGAAGCUCUUCGUCGUGUACGUUGACCAGUAUGCCGGUCUGAAGACCGAGUUUGCCAUGCCAUCACAGUCGGUGGAGCAACUGGCGUACUUCAUCCGUGCGGAUAACGCUGUGAUCUUGCCGGAGACGUUCGAGAGCGCGGUGCACUUCGGCAUGAUCCGCGGCAGCGGCAGCGAGAGCCUGCUGCGCCUGAUGAAUGGCGUGUUCGCGCCCAACGUCACGCUCAGCGGUAGCUGGCCCGAGAGCAUCAAGAACAACUACCUAGCCCACAUGCACCGCUACCUCACCACGCUGACAGAUGCCCGCUUCAAGCUGGUUGGUAACACUGUGCUCUACGUCCCAAUGGAGGCCAUGCAGUGCACCCCUGAGGAGGCGGCCAAGGACAAGGAGCUUGUGCAGAGACUGGAGAUGGUGAUGAUCCACUGGACGCGUCAGAUUAAGGAGAUGCUGAGCGCCCAGGAGACGGUGGAGACGGGCGACACCACUGGGCCGCUGGAGGAGCUCUCCUUUUGGAGCAGCCGCUGCUCCGACCUGUCCGGCAUCAGCCAGCAGCUGCAGCAGCCCGGCGUCACGCACGUCCGCACCAUCCUGCAGAUGUGCAAAUCCUCCUACGUCGCACCCUUCUGCAAGCUGGCCAAACAGAUACAGGACGGCUCGAUGCAGGCCCAGUCCAACCUGGCCUUUCUGUCCCUGCUGCGGGAGCCGUGUGAGGAGCUGGCCCAGCUCAAGCCCAGUGAGGGGGCCCCCAAGCUGGCGCACAUCAUCAACAUCAUCCGCUUCAUCUGGGUCAACUCCGUCUACUACAACACCCGCGAGAGGCUCACCGCCCUCUUACGCAAGAUGAGUAAUGAGAUAAUCCGGCUAUGCUGCAAAGAGAUCUCUCUGGAGCGCAUCUUUCAGGGCUACGUCAUCUCCAGCAAGCAGAGCCUUAACGACUGCAUCCAGUGCUGCCUGGCCUGGAAGGACCUGUACCUGCACACAGCACAGCUCCACCACAAGUUCUCUGCCAAGGGAUGGGUGCUGGACCAGACCAGCAUCUUUGCAUUGGUGGACGCCUUUGUUCAGCGGUGCAAAGACCUUUUGGAGGUGUGUGACUGCCAGCAGCAGUUUGCCCGGCGUGCGGAAGGCCAUCAGGUGCCACUGCCCUGCUUCGGCGGGCGCCAGGGGGCAGAGGUGACGCGCCGCCUGCUGGAGAUGGAGGCCGCCUUCGACAAGAGCCUCCAGAUCCUGCGGUCCGUGCGCAAGGGCAUCCUGGACGUCAAGAACACCUCCUGGCACGACGACUACAACAGGUUUCGUGCAGGGGUGAAGGACCUGGAGGUGAUGAUGCAGAAUCUGAUCAACUCAGCCUUUGAGACGGUGAACACAGUGGAGGAGGGAGUUCAGCUGCUCGAUGUGUUCCAGCACCUGUCUGUCCGAGAGGCCAUCAAGCGCACCAUUGACCGUAAGACGGUGGACGUGUACGACCUCUUCAACAAAGAGCUCAACCUGGUCAACAAGGAGCUGAGUCGAAAGACCAUUCACCUGCCCGCUCACAUGCCCAAGAAUGCCGGGCAAGCGCACUGGGCACGGGCCCUCCGCCGACGCAUCGACAAGCCCAUGGAGGUGUUGCAGAAGGCCCACUUCAUGCCCCAAAUCGGUAGCGGCGAGGAGGUGUGCCUGGCCCACGCGCAGCUGGUGCAGACGCUGGACGAGUCGGUGCGCCGCAUCUUCAGCGAGUGGAGCCAGACGCUGGACCGCCAGAGUCUCAAGCGCCUUGACCAGCCCCUCAUGGUGCGCAGCCGCGACCGCAACGGCAUCCUGGACAUCAACUUCGACAGGGGCCUGCUGAACAUGUUCAAUGAAAUCCACUACUGGGAGCGUCUGUUGUUUGAGAUCCCACACUACGUGUCUGAAGUUUAUCAGCGCCGGGAAGAGCUCCGCAACCUCCGAGAGAACGUGCUGCUGGUGGUGCGUGACUACAACAGGAUCAUCCUGGCCCUGUCUCCUGAAGAGCUGGGGCUUUUCAAAGAGCGGAUCCGCUUCCUAGACAAGAAGAUCCAGCCUGGGCUCUCCAAGCUCCUCUGGUCCACCAAGGGAGCCUCCAGCUUCUUCAUCAACGACUGCCGGCUGCAUGCCAGCAAGGUGCAGCUGAUAGUGGACGAGUACAAGGCAAGUGCAGGUUGGCUAUUGGCAGCACUGCGCGGGCUGGGGAGUGAGCUGCUGCUGGUGCGCAGGGACCUGCAGGAUCGCGUACCGAGGUCGAAUGAAGAGGACCAGGCUGCCCACCAGCAGAACCAGCUCGGACGCCUGCAGGCAGUGCACCAGCACAUCGUGGCCAUCAUGGCCCGCGUCUAUGAGACCUUCCGUAUGGAUGGACCCGAGGUGCAGCAGCACUGGGUGACGUUCACAGAGCACAUGGACAGCAUGGUGGAGGAGGCUCUGCGUCUCAACAUUAAGCGCUCGCUGCAGGAGCUCUCCAAAGCCAUCAACGGAGACAGCAAGGCCUCCCCCAACCAACUGUUCAGGGUGCAGGUGGUGCUGAGACAGGGGGCCCCCGGCACCACAGAGCAGGUGGAGUUCUCCCCUACCCUGCAGAAGCUGGCUGAGCUGGUGAACAGCAUCAGUCCUCAGCUCAUCAGCACCAUCUCAGUGUUCCAGCGGCUCCCAGACCUGCUCACCCGCAGGCGCACCCAGAGGAAGCCUGUACACCAUCAGCAGGACGAGGAGGUGUGUAAGAUCCAGGCGGCGAUCGCUGCGGGGAUGACGGCCAACGCCGCUCACCUGCAGGCCUACCUGAAGACGUGGGACAAGCACCGGGAGAUCUGGGAGAUCAACAAGGACCUCUUCAUCCGCCGCUACCAGCGCCUCAACCCCCCCGUGUCCUCGUUCGAUGCUGACAUUGCCAGGUACACGGAGGUGGCGAACAACGUGCAGAAGGAGGAGACAGUGCUGAGUGUGCAGUUUGUGCUGCUGGACUGCGCGCUGCUCAAGUUCUCUCUGGUGCAGCACUGCAACGAGUGGCAGGGCAAGUUCACCCAGCUGCUCAGCCUCAUGGCCAGCACGCGCCUCCGGGAGCUGCACGCCUCCCUGCAGGACAACGCACGCAGGCUCAGUCAGCCUCCUCAGACUCUGGUGGAGUUGGCAGACAGCCUAAAGCUGCUGGAGACGGUGCAGGGAGACCUGGGUAAAAUGGAGAACCAGAUCCUUCCCAUCCACGAGCAGUUCGCCAUCCUGGAGAAGUACGAGGUCACCGUGGACCAGUCGGUGCGGGAGUUGCUGGAGGCUUUGAACGGCGAGUGGGUGUCCUUCCAGGAUGUGGUGAUUGACAGCGACAUCAUGCUGAAGAAGCACAAAGACAAGUUCAAGAGCAGCCUCAUCUUCUCCGCCGAGGAGUUCAAGAAGAAGAUGCAGGCCACCGUGGAGGAUUUCAACAGCACAGGUCCCUUCAGUAAUGCUGUGGGCUCUGAGGCAGCAUUGCAGCAGGUUGAGGAUCUCUGUACACAGCUGCAGACACUGAAAGAGGAGGAGAGCGGCAUCUGCAAUGGCCUGAGCAUGUUCAAGAUCGAGCAGCCACACUCCAAAGACAUCCAGACCCUGGAGAAGGAACUGGACUACCUGCAGCAGGUGUGGGAGAUCACUCAGCAGUGGGAGCGUCAUUGGGACGAGUGGAAGGUGGGCCGCUUCAGCACCCUGCAGACGGACAGCAUGGACAACACCGCACAGGCUCUCUACAAGAGACUCAACAAGCUCAGCCGAGAACUCAAGGAUAAGCAGUGGGAGAUAGUGGAGACGUCCAAGAACAAGAUCAACCAGUUUAAGAUGACCAUACCCCUCAUCACAGACCUGAGAAAUCCAGCCAUGAGAGACAGGCACUGGAAUCAGAUCCGUCACGAGGUGCAGUGUGUGUUUGACCAGACGAGUGAUGACUUUACCCUGGAGCGUAUCGUGGUGCUGGGACUGGACCUUUUCACUGACCGCAUCUCUGAGAUCUCCGGCGCCGCCAGCAAAGAGCUCUCCAUCGAGCAGUCGCUGGAGAGCAUCACCAGCACUUGGCAGCAGAUUUGCCUGGACAUCGCGCCAUACAAAGACAAAGGUCACCACAGGCUAAGGAGCACAGAGGAGGUGUUUCAGGCUCUGGAGGAUAACCAGGUAACCCUCUCCACCAUGAAGGCGUCUCGUUUGCGGCGCUUCGAGAAGGAGGUUGACUACUGGGAGCGCAGCCUGUCCCUGGUGCUAGAGGUCAUCGAGAUGGUCCUCACUGUGCAGAGACAAUGGAUGCAGAGACAAUGGAUGUACCUGGAGAACAUUUUCCUUGGAGAGGACAUCCGCAAGCAACUCCCCAAGGAGUCCACCGAGUUCAACGACAUCAACUCCAGCUGGAAGACCAUCAUGGACCGGCUGCACAAGGACAACAACGCCCUGAGAGGCACUCACCACCCAGGGCUUCCGGAGAAACUGUCGGAGAUGAACAGCAAGCUGGAAGAGAUCCAGAAGUCUCUGGACAUGUACCUGGAGACCAAGCGGCAGAUCUUCCCUCGCUUCUACUUCCUGUCCAACGACGACCUGCUGGAGAUCCUGGGGCAGUCGCGCAACCCCGAGGCCGUCCAGCCACACCUGAAGAAAUGCUUCGACAACAUCAAGAAGCUGCAAAUCGGAAGGGUUGGACUCAGCAGUAGUAAGUCAGAGGCCAUGGGCAUGUUCUCGGCUGAUGGAGAGUAUGUCGAAUUCACCCACCCCGUGCUGCUGGAAGGACCCGUAGAGGCAUGGCUCUGUGAUGUGGAGCGGACUAUGCGCUGGUCCCUGAAGGACUCCCUGAAGAACUGCCGCAUGGCCCUGAUCAAGAAUGCGGGCAAAAGGGACAGAUGGGUCAAAGACUGGCCUGGACAGAUGGUCAUCACUGCCAGCCAGAUCCAGUGGACCACAGACGUCACCAAGUCCCUCCUGACCAGCAAAGAGAGAGGAGACAAGUCUGCCCUCAAGUCCAUGAAGAAGAAGCAGGUGUCCAUGCUGAAUCGUUACUCCGAGGCCAUCCGGGGUAACCUCUCCAACAUCAUGCGCCUCAAGAUCGUCGCCCUGGUUACGGUGGAGGUGCACGCGCGCGACGUCAUCGACAAGCUGGCCAAGGCGGGCUGCUCCGACGUGAACACCUUCGAUUGGCUCUGCCAGCUCCGCCUCUACUGGGACAAGGAAGUGGAGGACUGUAUCAUCAGGCAGACCAACACUCACUUCCAGUAUGGCUAUGAGUACCUGGGCAACUCGGGCCGUUUGGUCAUCACCCCACUCACCGACAGGUGUUAUAUGACCCUGACCACCGCUCUGCAUCUGCAUCGUGGUGGCUCCCCCAAGGGUCCAGCAGGCACGGGCAAGACUGAGACGGUGAAAGACCUGGGCAAAGCGCUGGGCAUGUACGUCAUCGUGGUCAACUGCUCCGAGGGCUUGGACUUCAAGUCCAUGGGCCGCAUGUACGCAGGCCUGGCACAGACGGGUGCGUGGGGCUGCUUUGAUGAGUUUAACCGCAUCAACAUCGAGGUGCUGUCGGUGGUGGCUCAGCAGAUCCUCUCCAUCCUGUCUGCACUUGCUGCCGGCGCCAACACCUUCAUCUUCGAGGGUCGCGAGAUCCGCCUCGUCUGGUCCUGCGGCAUCUUCAUCACCAUGAACCCUGGUUAUGCUGGACGCACUGAGCUGCCUGAUAACCUGAAGUCCAUGUUCCGGCCCAUCUCUAUGGUGGUACCAGACUCCACUCUCAUUGCCGAGAUCAUCCUGUUUGGAGAGGGCUUCAACAACUGCAAGGUGCUGGCUAAGAAGGUGUUCACGCUGUACUCUCUGGCGGUGCAGCAGCUUUCCCAGCAGGAUCACUACGACUUCGGGCUGCGCGCCCUCACCUCGCUGCUCCGCUACGCCGGCAAGAAGCGCCGCGUCUGCCCCGACGUCGCUGACGAAGAGAUCCUGCUGAUGUCCAUGAAGGACAUGAACAUCGCUAAGCUCACCUCCAUCGAUCUGCCACUCUUCAGCGGGGUCAUCCAAGACCUGUUCCCUGGCGUGGAGACCCCCACCAUUGAUUAUGGCAAGCUAAAGGAUAUGAUCGAGCAGGGACUGCGGGCUUGCGGGCUGCAGGUGACGCCCUUCACCAUGACGAAGGUCAUCCAGCUGUACGAGACCAAGAACUCGCGCCACUCCACCAUGAUCGUGGGCAAGCCGGGCAGCGGCAAGAGCGUCACCUGGAAAACCCUGCAGAACACCCUGUCCUCGCUAUACCGCAAGGGAGAGCCCGGCUUCAACCACGUCCGCGAAUGCCCUCUGAACCCCAAAGCAGUAAGUCUGGGCGAACUGUACGGCGAGUACGACCUCUCCACCAACGAGUGGACCGACGGUGUGCUGUCCUCCCUCAUGAGGAACGCCUGCGCAGACGAGAAGCCCGAUGAGAAGUGGAUUGUGUUUGACGGGCCAGUCGACACAUUAUGGAUCGAGAGCAUGAACUCUGUGAUGGAUGACAAUAAGGUGCUGACGCUCAUCAAUGGAGAGAGGAUCUCCAUGCCUGAGCAGGUCUCUCUGCUUUUCGAGGUGGAGGAUCUGGCUGUAGCCUCCCCGGCCACUGUGUCUCGUUGUGGGAUGGUUUACAAUGACUACUCUGACCUGGGCUGGAAGCCAUACGUCAGGUCCUGGAUGGACAAGCGGAAGAAGACGGAGGUGGAGCACUUGCAGCGGUUGUUUGAUGCGUACAUAGAGAAGACCCUGCUGUUCAGGAAGAGCCACUGCAAGGAGCUGGUGGCCAUCACCGAGCUCAACGGAGUCAUGUCCCUCUGCAGACUCUACGACACGCUAGCCACGCCACAGAACGGGGUGAACCCUCAGGACUCGGAGCACUACGGGCGCAUGGUGGAGCUGUGGUUCCUGUUCAGCCUCAUCUGGUCGUUGUGUGCCUCAGUGGACGAGGACGGACGCAAGAAGAUUGACAACUUCCUGCGUGAGAUGGAUGGAACCUUCCCUAACAAGGACACCAUCUAUGAGUACUAUGUGGACACCAAGACCAAGAGCUGGACGUCAUUUGAGGACAAGCUGCUGAAAAGCUGGCGCUACCCUGCCAACGCUCCCUUCUAUAAGAUCAUGGUGCCCACUGUGGACACGGUGCGCUACAACUUCCUGGUGCAGGCGCUGGUGGGCAGCCAAUACCCGGUGCUGCUGACGGGGCCGGUGGGUACGGGCAAGACCUCCGUGGCACAGAGUGUCCUGCAGGGCCUCGACCCCACCAAGUGGACCACUCUCACCGUCAACAUGUCCUCUCAGACCACCUCUAAUAAUGUGCAGGCCAUCAUCGAGAGCCGCGUGGAGAAGCGCACUAAGGGGGUGUACGUGCCGGUGGGGGGGAAGCGCAUGCUGGCCUUCCUGGAUGACCUGAACAUGCCGGCGGUGGACGACUUCGGCUCCCAGCCGCCUCUGGAGCUGCUGCGUCUCUGGAUUGACUACGGCUUCUGGUACGACCGCCAGAAGCAGACCCUGAAGUGUGUCAAGGACAUGUACCUGCUGGCCUCGAUGGGGCCCCCUGGUGGCGGGAGGACUCACAUCUCGGGGCGACUGCAGAGCCGCUUUAACCUCAUCAACAUGACCUUCCCUGCGGAGUCCCAGAUUAAGCGUAUCUAUGGCACCAUGAUCAACCAGAAGCUGCAGGAGUUUGAGGAGGAGGUGAAGCCCAUCGGCGGCAUCCUGACUCAAGCCACGCUGGAGCUGUACUACGCCAUCAUCGCCCGCUUCCUGCCCACGCCCGCCAAGAUGCACUACCUCUUCAACCUCAGAGACAUCUCCAAGGUGUUCCAGGGCUUGCUUAGAGCCCACAGGGACUUCCAUGACACCAAACAGAGCAUCACUCGCCUGUGGAUCCAUGAGUGCUUCAGGGUGUUCUCGGACCGCCUGGUGGAUCAUUCAGACAUGGAGGCGUUUGUGGGUCUCCUGUCAGACAAACUGGGAUCUCUGUUUGAGCAGACCUACCACAACAUCUGCCCCAACAAACAGCAGCCCAUAUUUGGUGACUUCCUGCGGGAGUCGCGUGUGUAUGAGGACCUGCUGGACUUCAAGGCCCUGAAGAGCUUCAUGGAGAGCCAGCUGGAGGACUACAGCCUGACCCCGGGAGUGGUGCCCAUGAGCCUGGUGCUCUUCCGCGACGCCAUCGAGCACGUGACGCGUGUGGUGCGCGUGAUCAGCCAGCCGCGGGGCAACAUGCUGCUGGUGGGCAUCGGAGGGUCCGGCCGCCAGAGCCUCUCCCGCCUGGCCGCCUACAUCUGCGAGUAUCUGGUCUUUCAGGUGGAGGUCACGAAGCUGUACCGCAAGCAGGAGUUCAGAGAAGACAUCAAGAAGCUGUACCGCAUGACAGGAGUGGACAACAAGCCCACGGUGUUCCUGUUCAACGACACGCAGAUUGUGGACGAGUCCUUCCUGGAGGACAUCAACAACAUCCUCAGCUCCGGGGAGGUGCCAAACCUGUACAAGGCGGAUGAGUUUGACGAGGUCCAGAGUGCACUGUCAGAUUCGGCCCGUAAGGAGAACAUCCUGGAGACGCCCGACUCCAUGUUCAACUACCUCAUCGAGCGCGUCAGGAACAACCUGCACAUAGUGCUGUGUAUGAGCCCUGUGGGAGACCCAUUCAGGAACCGCAUCCGUCAGUACCCUGCUUUGGUGAACUGCACCACCAUUGACUGGUUCUCAGAGUGGCCACGUGAUGCCCUGCUGGAGGUGGCUGAGAGAUACCUGGACGGCAUAGCCCUGGGCAACGUGGAGGGGAUCCAGACUAAGGUGGCCAACAUGUUUGUGACGAUCCACCAGUCCGUCACUCAGUUCUCUCUGCGCAUGAAGGAGGAGCUCAAGAGGCACAACUACGUCACCCCCACUAACUACCUGGAGCUGGUGUCUGGCUACAAGAAGCUGCUGGAGGAGAAGCGUAGUGAGCUUGGUGAGCAGGUAACCAAGCUGCGUAACGGGCUCUUUAAGAUCGACGACACACGCACCAAGGUGGAGGCCAUGUCCGUGGAGCUGGAGGAGGCUAAGAAGAAGGUGGCCGAGUUCCAGAAGCAGUGCGAGGAGUUCCUGGUCACCAUCGUCCAGCAGAAGAGAGAGGCUGACGAACAGCAGAAGACGGUCAGUGCUCACGGUGAGAAGAUUGCUGCUGAGGAGAUUAAGUGUAAGGCCAUGGCGGACAAUGCCCAGAGGGACCUGGAUGAGGCCCUUCCUGCUAUGGAGGAGGCCAUGAAGGCGCUGGAGUCUCUGAACAAAAAGGACAUGACGGAGAUCAAGUCGUACGGCCGGCCGCCUGCCCUGGUGGAGACGGUCAUGCAGGCCGUCAUGAUCCUCAAGGGAGCCGAACCCACCUGGGCAGAGGCCAAGAGACAGCUGGGCGAGUCCAACUUCAUCAAGCAGCUUGUGCACUUUGACAAGGACAACAUCUCGGACCGCGUGCUGAAGAAGAUCGGGCAGUACUGCACACAGCCCGACUUCCAGCCCGAGAUCAUCGGACGCGUGUCGCUAGCCGCCCGGUCCCUCUGCAUGUGGGUCCGCGCCAUGGAGGUGUAUGGCCGCAUCUUCAGAGUGGUGGAGCCCAAGAGAGCUCGGCUGAAUGCAGCCACAUCCCAGCUGGCAGAGAAACAAAGCGCCUUGGCAGAUUCCCAGGCCAAACUCAAAGAGGUGGGAGAGAAGCUGGAGCAGCUCAAGUGCUCCUAUGAUGAGAAGCUGGCCCAGAAGGAGGAUCUGCGGCGGCGCUCCGAGGACAUGGAGCUCAAGCUGGACCGCGCCGGCAAACUGGUCACCGGCCUCGCUGGGGAGAGAGUGCGCUGGGAGGAGACCGUGGUGGGUCUGGAGUCUAACAUGGGCUACCUGGUUGGAGACUGUCUCCUGGCCGCAGCCUUCCUGUCCUACUUGGGGCCCUUCCUCUCCAGCUACAGAGACGAGCUCGUCGCCAGCAUCUGGAUGAAGACAAUAAGUGUGCUGAAGGUUCCGUGUUCCCCAGGCUUCAUCUUUGCCGUGUUCCUCUCCAAGCCCACGGCGGUACGCGAGUGGAACAUCCAGGGCCUCCCGUCAGAUGCCUUCUCCACGGAGAACGGAGUCAUCGUCACCCGCGGCAACCGAUGGCCCCUAAUGGUGGAUCCGCAAGGACAGGCCCUAAAGUGGAUUAAAAACAUGGAGGGCAAAAGAGGGUUGAAGGUGAUUGAUCUGCAGAUGCCAGACUUUCUGCGUAUCCUGGAAAACGCUGUGCAGUUUGGUUCUCCAGUUCUGCUGCAGAACGUGCAGGAGGAGCUGGACCCUUCGCUCGCCCCCAUCCUUAACAAGUCCGUUGCGCGAGUGGGUGGGCGUCUGCUGCUGAAGUUGGGUGAUAAGGAGGUGGAGUACAAUCCUGACUUCCGCUUCUACAUCACCACCAAACUGUCCAACCCCCACUACACGCCCGAGAUCUCCACCAAGACCACCAUUGUCAACUUUGCUGUCAAAGAACAGGGUCUUGAGGCACAGCUGCUGGGUAUAGUGGUGCGCAAGGAGCGUCCUGACUUGGAGGAGCAGAAAGACUCUCUGGUGAUCAACAUCGCCUCAGGCAAGAGGAAACUGCAGGAGCUGGAGGAUGAGAUUCUCAGGCUGCUAAACGAGGCCACGGGCUCGUUGCUGGAUGAUGUGCAGCUGGUGAACACCCUGCAGACCUCCAAAGUGACGGCCACUGAGGUGUCUGAGCAGUUGGACACCAGCGAGCAGACCGAGAUCAAAAUUGAUACCGCCAGAGAGGCUUAUCGGCCAUGUGCCCAGCGGGCAUCCAUCUUGUUCUUCGUGCUGAAUGACAUGGGCCGCAUCGACCCCAUGUACCAGUUCUCCCUGGACGCCUACAUCGACCUGUUCAACCUCAGCAUGGAGAAGAGCAAGCGCAGCCACAAGCUGGAGGAGCGCAUUGCCAACCUCAACGACUACCACACCUAUGCUGUGUACAGGUACACCUGCCGAGGGCUGUUUGAGGUCCACAAGCUGCUCUUCAGCUUCCACAUGUGCGCCAAGAUCCUGGAAGUUGCCGGUAAACUCAACAUGGACGAAUACAGUUUCUUCCUACGUGGAGGCCUGGUGCUGGAUAAGGAGGGCCAGAUGGACAACCCGUGCACCAGCUGGCUGUCCGACUCCAACUGGGACAACGUGACGGAGCUGGACAAAAUGACCAACUUCCACGACCUCAUGGCCUCCUUUGAGCAGUACCCCCGAGACUGGAACCUGUGGUUCACCAGUGCCGAGCCCGAGAACGCACCCCUGCCAGGUGAGUGGGAGAACAGCUGUAAUGAGCUGCAGAGGAUGUUGAUUGUCCGUUCCCUGCGGCAGGACCGCGUCUCCUUCUGUGUCACCUCCUUCAUCAUCAACAACCUUGGCUCGCGAUUCGUCGAGCCUCCCGUCCUAGACAUGAAGGCUGUGGUUGAGGACUCCACCACUAAGACGCCGCUGAUCUUCGUGCUGUCCUCGGGCGUGGACCCCACUGUGCAGCUGCUGCAGCUGGCCGAGACGUCGGGCAUGGGCCGUCGCUUCCACGCCCUCUCCCUCGGCCAGGGCCAGGCGCCCAUCGCCACCCGCAUGAUCAAGGAGGGCGUCAAAAACGGUCACUGGGUGUUCCUGGCGAACUGCCACCUGUCCCUGUCGUGGAUGCCUCAGCUGGAUAAGCUGGUGGAGCAGCUGCAGGUGGAGGAGCCGCACCCAGACUUCCGCCUGUGGCUCAGCUCCUCCCCACACCCCGAGUUCCCCAUCGCCAUCCUGCAGGCCGGCAUCAAGAUGACCACCGAGCCGCCAAAGGGUGUGAAGUCCAAUAUGAAGCGUCUGUACCAGCAGGUGACGGAGGUCCAGUUCCAGCGCUGCCAGAGGCCGCUGCCCUACCGGAAGCUUCUGUUCGCUCUCUGCUUCUUCCACAGCAUCCUGCUGGAGAGGAAGAAGUUCCUGCAGCUGGGCUGGAACAUCCUCUACAGUUUCAACGACUCCGACUUCGAGGUGAGUGAGAAUCUGAUGAGUCUGUACCUGGACGAGUACGAGGAGAUCCCGUGGGACGCGCUCAAGUACCUGAUCGCCGGGGUCAACUACGGAGGUCACGUGACCGACGACUGGGACCGCCGCCUGCUCACCACCUACAUCAAUGACUACUUCUGCGAGGGCACCGUCAACACACCCUUCUUCAACUCUGAUUCGCCCGUCUCCCUCUCCGCCACUUGCACUGUCACUCCCCCGUCACGAGAGACCGCAGAGAGAAAGCUCUUCAUCUCUGUGACGCUGUCCCUCCUGGUGAUGGCGCACCACUGCCACCUGGUGGCUCGUCCCUGGCUGACCUACUCGUCCCCAGGGCGGACCGCGAAGCGUCUACGGCAGUACAUCAGCCUGCUGCCGGCUGUGGAGCACCCCGAGGUGUUCGGACAGCACCCCAACGCAGACAUUGCCAGCCAGAUCGCCGAGACACGCACCCUCUUCGACACACUGCUGUCCCUGCAGCCGCAGGUCACCAGCACUGCAUCCACUGGGGCUGGGCCAGCAAGAGAAGGACAAAGGUAUUGUGCGUGUGUGUUGGAGCUCUCGGCUGACGUGCUUCAGAAGAUCCCUCCUCUGUUGGACUAUGAGGGCACCAGACAGCUCCUGCAGGAAGACCCCUCGCCCCUCAACGUGGUCCUCCUGCAGGAGAUCCAGAGAUACAACGCCCUGCUGCACACCAUCAGAACCUCUUUGAUUGAGCUGGAGAAAGGCAUUAAGGGACUGGUGGUGAUGUCCAGUAGCUUAGAGGAGACCUUUAACUACAUCUACGAUGCCAGAGUUCCGCCUCUGUGGGAGAAGAGGCAUUCAUUAGCCCCACUGCAGUGGUGGGCCCGGGACCUGUGCCAGCCCAGCGUGGUUUGUUUGCCAGCUGGUGAGACAGCACACCCGCCCGUCCUCUUCUGGCUGUCCAGCUUCACCUUCCCCACCGGGUUCCUCACCGCUGUGCUCCAGAACUCAGCCAGGCAGCAAAACGUGUCUAUUGACACACUCUCCUGGGAGUUUAUUGUGUCCACGGUGGAUGACAACAACCUCCUCUACCCACCCAAGGACGGGGUGUUUAUCCGGGGGUUGUUUCUGGAGGGGGCUGGCUGGGAUAAGAAGAACUCGUGCUUGGUGGAGGCCAAGCCCAUGCAGCUGGUCUGCCCAAUGCCCACCAUCCACUUCAGACCUGUGGAGAACCGCAAGAAGAUCGCCAAGAGUAUAUUCCUCUGUCCAUGUUACUACUUCCCUGUGCGCUCGGGUGGAGCGGGCCGGGCGUCUUUCGUGGUGGCCGUGGACCUGAAGUCAGGAGCCAUGCCGUUUGAGCACUGGGUCAAGAGAGGCACCGCACUCCUCAUGAGUCUGGACACAUAGAGCUAAUCACACAAC